AACACGGCACAGGGCUCCUCUCCGCUGAAUGCUGCAGUGGAUUUUGCUUGCUUGCUUUCGCGUCCCAAAAGUGUCAAAGAAGACACGUGUUUGUUGAUGGGAGGAAAAAAAAGUUGAACGUUAACACAGCGUGACAUCCGGCAGGCAGCAGAGACGAUCGUUUGCUCCAGCGGAUUCGCCCCGUUUACACCUCAAGUUGUUGGAGCCGGCUGAGAUGAGUGGUCCCGAGGUGGCCAAGACACCGGGGGGAGGCGCGCCAGGGAAGGAGGGCAAAGAGCCGGUGGCUAACGGACAUGCGGGCGACACCAACGACGCCAACCCCUUUGCCGAAUACAUGUGGAUGGAGAAUGAGGAGGAGUAUAACAGACAGGUGGAAGAAGAGCUGCUGGAGCAAGAGUUCCUGGACCGCUGCUUCCAGGAGAUGCUGGAGGAAGAGGACCAGCACUGGUUCAUCCCGUCACGUGAUCUCAACAAUCAAGGGGUGGAGCAACUGCAGCAGCAGCUCAACGGCCUGUCUGUCAGCGAACACCACAACAGUCUGGAGGAAGUGGCGAGGAAGAGCAUGUUGAACCCCGAAGCCAAGGAGUUUGUCCCUGGGAAGAAAUACUAGAAGUCCCCCUCACCCCUAUGGAGCCUACACGCACGUGCACCAGUCCUCACGCAUUCUCAAGAGACUCUGGCGGCCAUGAGUCAGCACACUGAUUCUCACGCGCACGCACGCACACACACACAUACACACACAUGCACACACAACCACCGUGUGAUUAGGCCCAGUCGGGGGGUGGGGGGAUUAUUUCUUCGUUUUGUUCCCUUUCUUUUUAUUUCUUGUUUCUUGCGAACCGAGCGACACUUUGGAGCGGGGUCUCGACACAUGUCCGGCCCUACGACGGGGGCCUCCGCGCGGCCACACUUCCCAAUACACGGCAGAGGGGGCGUGCGCCCACCGAGCCCCCCUACACAGACACACAUCGCCCCCAACCCCUCCCCCGCGGGAAUUGCGGCAGCUACCGAGCGAUUGACGCCAGACUCAACAACUUGAACCGAGUGUAACAAUAAACUUAAAAAAUGACCUCGCACACAUUUUGUGUUUGGUCAAAUUGGACAUCAAAGCGGUUGAAGGUUUCCUUAGCCCAAAUUUCGGAGGGCGCGGUGGGCCACUCUGCCCGUCUAUCAAAGGCCCCGCGACGCAUUGACGCCCGCGAUGUCACAGAGCCUGCCAAUUUUGCAGGAUGCUACAAAGACCGAUCCAAACGCUCGGGCGUGAUCGCAGGGGACCGGCGGCUGACAUUCUUACUUAUUCGUCCGGCCUCCCAACAAGUGUCCAUACUCGCAUGGGAUUUUCAAAUGGCCUCUUCCCCACUUUGGUUUUGUCCUUCUCAUCCUGUUUAGAGGACGGAGGUGUUUGGGUCCGCUCCGCCCCGUCACGUGGGCGAUAUCUGUCUGGGCUGAUUGUCACCGUAACAACCCCCCCCCCCCCCCCCCCAAUCGCACGUAGGAGGAAGUUCCUCUCGUGAGCCUGAUUUGGCGUGAGUUGUAGGAGAUGGUCGCACGGAUAUGCCCCGUCAGCUCGGUAGUUUUUGUUGUCCUACUUUUGUGUAAUAAACUUGACUGUUAAUGAGUAGAAACAUUUCACUUUGCCACCGUCAAGUUGAGUUUAUUUGAACAUGGGGUUAAAGCGGAACUUCCUCAUGUUUGCCAGGUGGGUUGUGCAACUUCAAAUCGUUUUUGGCUGAUUUUUGUUCAAGUUAGUUGACACGAGCCGUGAGAGUUAAAGAGGUCCAAAGACAGAGUAUUCAUUUCAAUACAAAGAAUGAAUAAAAGAUAUUCAAGGCAAA
This is a messenger RNA of Syngnathus typhle (broad-nosed pipefish), 1835 nucleotides long. RefSeq names its product poly(A) binding protein interacting protein 2B (gene paip2b). Gene Ontology annotation, biological process: negative regulation of translational initiation. The record is from RefSeq and is a predicted model, not a curated record. Gene Ontology annotation, molecular function: mRNA regulatory element binding translation repressor activity. Bases 215 to 610 code for a protein of 131 amino acids. Gene Ontology annotation, cellular component: cytoplasm. The transcript is spliced from 4 exons. NCBI's taxonomy places the organism in Eukaryota, Metazoa, Chordata, Actinopteri, Syngnathiformes, Syngnathidae.